Molecule: messenger RNA, 757 nt
Organism: Strigops habroptila (Kakapo)
Lineage: Eukaryota; Metazoa; Chordata; Aves; Psittaciformes; Psittacidae
Gene: ADM2
Product: adrenomedullin 2
Exons: 3
Coding region: 296-688 (130 amino acids)
Biological process (GO): adenylate cyclase-activating G protein-coupled receptor signaling pathway; positive regulation of heart rate; regulation of systemic arterial blood pressure
Cellular component (GO): extracellular region
Molecular function (GO): hormone activity
Source: RefSeq, a predicted model, not a curated record
CCCGUCCCAUCCCGUUCCCGCCGGCCCGGUGCCGGUGCCGGGUUCCGGUGCGGGUCUCUGAGGCUGCCCCCGCCCGUGGCUCCUCCCGCGCCGGCGGCUCCUCCUCGCCCGUGGCCGCGCCGAGCCCGGCGAUAUUUAACCUGGGCCGGGGAGCGGCGGCCCCGAGCGGCGGCCCCGGACACCGACACCCCGGAACCCCCCGGAACUCCCCGGAGCCCCCCGGAGCCCUCCGAGCCCCCGAUCCCCAGUCCCGGGACCCGCACAGCCCCGGAGCCGCCUCCGGCCCGGCCCCGCCAUGAGAGCCCCGGUGCCGGUGGCGCUGGGUUGCAUCAGCUUAGUGCUGUGCGUGCUGGAGCUGCCCGCCGGCCUGCCCCGGCCCCACGGCCGAGCCCACAGGCGCAGGGAGCCCCCGGACCGGAUCCCGUCCCUGGUGUCCCCGUUCGCGGACCCCGCGGCACCGCGCGACCCCGGCGCUCCCCGGCACAGACUGCUGGCGCCGUGGCCCCCCCCGGCACACGUGUCGCGGCACACGCGUGGCCGGCGGCACACGCAGCUGCUGCGCGUGGGCUGCGUGCUGGGCACGUGCCAAGUGCAGAACCUGAGCCACCGGCUCUGGCAGCUGCGGGGACAGUUGGGGCGCCAGGACUCGUCCCCCAUGAACCCCCACAGCCCCCACAGCUACGGGUGACGGGGGCACCCCCGCCCCGCCCCCACAGCCCGGCCCCUCGGGACCCCCACUAAAGCACUUCCAGAGUCA